Acipenser ruthenus (sterlet) is the source of this 4049-nucleotide messenger RNA. Its product is annotated as solute carrier organic anion transporter family member 1C1-like. The record is from RefSeq and is a predicted model, not a curated record. Gene Ontology annotation, cellular component: membrane. Lineage: Eukaryota; Metazoa; Chordata; Actinopteri; Acipenseriformes; Acipenseridae. The transcript has 15 exons. Gene Ontology annotation, molecular function: protein binding. Bases 575 to 2728 code for a protein of 717 amino acids. Gene Ontology annotation, biological process: transmembrane transport; sodium-independent organic anion transport.
UUCAAAAGAAGAAGCCGGCUGCUUCUGUCCAGCAGCUUACCUGCAUCCUGCGCUGUACCGUGCCAGAAUCUCUCCUCUUCCCAAGUCUACAGACAAAACUUCUGUCUCCAGCUUUGCUCCACAAAUCGAGUUCAGCGACGAUUUGCCAAAGAUGAUCGCCUUUUUUCAUAAAAGCGUUAUCACGUGUUUGCGUCAACUCUUCAGCGGCUUGCAUAAAGCCGAACUUUUUGCUACGCUUUUCACCAACUUUAAGUAUCCGGCAUUGACGUCAGAGAUGAGAAAUGUGUGAAUUAAACCUUAAAACCCUGGACCGAAUGCAGCAGGAGCCUUUGUGAAAUACCAAGGAUACGUCAAUUGCAAGUGUGCAACCUUUUGUUCUGUUUCAGUAUAUCCCCUCCCCGUCUUUGCGCAGUUAGUGUAAGCAUAGGUGACUAGCUUGCUCAUCAAAUGCACGGGACAGCGGUCAGUGGGGGACCCGUGUGUUGAAGACACUUUGCUUCUUGAAGUUUGAAGAACGCAAACAUUAGAGCAAAAAUAUUUCUUUCACAAGUUAGUUUCAGGAUUGUGUGCAUCAAUGCCGAGACAUUUUAUUAUGGAAAGUUCUCAGAAGGAGCAUGGUAUUAUUCCUUGGAAGAUUCACCCGCCCCCCAAAGAGAAACCGCUCCCGAGGAGUGGCCAGUCAAACGGGAGGCAGUCCUGCUUUGCCACCCUUAAGAUGUUUCUCAUGGCAUUGUCUUUUGCCUAUUUUGCUAAGGCAUUAUCUGGAAGCUACAUGAAAAGCACAAUAACUCAACUGGAGAGGCGAUUUGAUAUUCCCAGUUAUUUAAUAGGAGUUAUUGAUGGGAGCUUUGAGAUUGGUAAUUUGUUGGUGAUUGCUUUCGUCAGCUACUUCGGAGCAAAGCUCCACAGACCCAAAAUGAUCGGAGCCGGGUGCCUUAUUAUGUCGAUAGGGACGUUUUUAAUUGCAAUGCCUCAUUUCUUUAUCGGUCGCUAUAAGUUUGAAACGACAACUAGAUCUUCCGCCAACUCAACCAGUUACCUUUCUCCAUGUCCAGCAAGCUCAGAUCAGACAGUGCCUGGUGCAAUGGACAAGCCGUCAAUAAUAACCAGCACAGGCUGUGAGAAGGAGGUGGGCUUCUCCAUGUGGAUCUAUGUCUUCUUGGGCAAUGUGCUGCGUGGGAUUGGGGAGACUCCGGUGCAGCCGCUGGGCAUCUCUUACAUCGAUGAUUUUGCUCGAGAAGAAGAUGCAGCUUUCUACAUCGGCUGUGUCCAGACCAUAGCCAUCAUCGGGCCAGUGUUUGGAUUUCUACUUGGAUCUCUGUGUGCCAGAAUAUUUGUAGACAUUGGAUUUGUGGAUAUGGAUAGCAUCACAAUAGCCCCCGGUGAUGCCCGCUGGGUCGGCGCAUGGUGGCUCGGCUAUUUGAUAGCUGGGUUCAUUACACUUUUAUCCGCAAUCCCGUUCUGGUUCCUUCCAAAGUCAAUGCCAAUCCCAGACACGAGACGAAAUUCAAAAACUUUCCCUGAACAAUCCCGGUUUAUCAAAGAAUCGCCCACAGAGAAGAAAUAUGGCAAUGAAGAGCCAGCAAAUUUCACAGAAAUAGCAAAAGAUUUUGUUCCCUCAUUGAAAAGCCUGCUUGUAAACCCUGUCUACGUCUUGUACCUGUGUGUAACAAUAAUACAGUUCAAUUCCUUGAUUGGCAUGGUAACGUACAAGCCCAAAUACAUUGAGCAGCAUUAUGGACAAUCGGCUUCAAAAGCCAACUUUCUGAUUGGUGUCAUUAAUAUCCCUGCUGUAGCACUGGGGAUAUUCUCCGGUGGGCUUCUGAUGAAGAAAUUCAAACUGAGUGUGAUGGGAGCUGCAAAGUUUGUACUCGGGACGUCUUUGCUUGGCUACGUCUUGUCUCUUUUCUUCUUCGCAAUGGGCUGUGAGAAUGCCACAGUGGCUGGGUUAACUGUCUCCUACCAAGGGAUCAAACAGGCCUCUUUCCAUGAGAACGCCUUGCUUGCAGACUGCAACUCUGGUUGCAUUUGUUCAGUGAAGCAGUGGGAUCCAGUUUGUGGGGACAAUGGAAUCACCUAUAUCUCUCCUUGCCUGGCUGGAUGCAAAACAUUGAGUGGAUCUGGGAAAAACACAGUGUUUGAUGACUGCAGGUGUGUGGCAGAGCCCGGCUCCUCCCUGGGGAAUGAUUCAGCUGUCCUGGGACACUGCCAGCAGAGAGAGGAUUGUGACAGAGUGUUCCCUUAUUUCCUGGCUCUGUCUGUCCUCAGCUCUUUUGUCAUUUCUUUGGGGGGCACGCCUGGAUACAUCUUACUCAUGCGGUGCAUUAAGCCUGAAUUAAAAUCCUUGGCUUUGGGUUUUCACACAUUGGCCACAAGAACACUUGCAGGAAUCCCAGCUCCUAUGUAUUUUGGAGCCCUCAUAGACACCACCUGCUUGAAAUGGGGAAACAAUAGAUGUGGCGGGCGGGGAGCAUGCAGGAUAUACGACACCAGUGCUUACAGAAUUGUUUACUUGGGAUUGACGUUGGGGUUACGGACAGUGUCAUACUUCUUCUGUUUCGCCGUUCUCGUUCUCUUGAAAAGGCAGUACAAACACAAAGAGAAAAGCGACUUAGCUAACGGCACAGCAGAGGUGCACCCGCUGAGGAAGGACGAGUCAAACUCUUUUAAUAGCGAGCAUUUGAUAAGGACAGCGGACUGUUAUACAGGGAAGGAGACGCGCCUGUGAAGUGGAUUAGAUACAGCCAGCAUGCCAUUCAUGUGGGACCCUGCCAUGGCAGUCCUCUUCAAAGUUCUUAUACAAUAUAUAAGUUGUAUAUUUGUACUGGAGUAAUGUAGAUGAUGGAAAAUAAAGAUUUUUUAUAAUAGUUCAAUUAACACAAUUCCAAUGUAUAUGAUAGAAGAGUUUCUGCAAAAAGUCUUAAACUGUGAACUGUUUUUUUUGUUAUUUUUACAUGUUUCUUAGUGAAGAAUGUAAUUGCUCUGUUAUUUUCUUUAAUUUUGUGAACAAGCUUUCGAACGAUGUAUGGAAAUGUAUAUCUUUUUGUAGUUGUUUUUUUUUAAAAAGAUGGUGUGUUUCUAAACAAAAAAUGCAAACAACUUUGUAUUUAAUCAGUACAAGGUAAAUCCAUUCACUUGCAUGUACUUUCUGAUGCUCCCAGAAAAAAUAAAACCCUUUCCAAAUUGCUUCUCCAUCAUGGCCAACAGAGGGUCAAAACUACGGCAGAACAUUAGCACCACAAAAAACAAAAUUAUUGCGAGAUAAUACUGCGUUAUUUUGCAUUCAUUAUUGCAUUAUUUUGCAAUAAUUAUUGCGUUAUUAUGAGAUAGUUUUCAUCAGUAAUAAAGAUGUCAAAUUACAGCAGAAGUGACAUGCAGCUGGACAGUGAGAAACUGUCAAGGUGCUCUAUUACAGUUCUUUUACAGUUUUGUACAAAAAAACAUUCAGAGUUUUCUAUAACAUAUAUUAUAGUUUUUUAAAACUUCACAAAUACAUAAUAUUGCUACUUAAUACUCCUUUUCAUUCAGUCCAUGUCAUGAUCCCAUAGGUUAGGCCAGGGGUUUUCUCCCUAUUCAGUAUGCAGCCCCAAGUGUAGCCAACCUCCAUUCAGGCUCCUCUCCAAUAAGACCGAUGGGAUGGAAAUGACCAUUUUAAUUUAAACGAGCUGAAGAAACGGCAUUCGCACACUUCAGUCAGAUAAAGGGUAGUGGUAGUGAGAACACAAUUAUUAAAACGUCAUUUCAAGCUACCUCCAUGUACUUCUUAAUGUUCGAAGUGAUUUGGUUAUAUUAAUUACAGCAUGUAGUAAAGAGCUAACAUUUGGUACCAGUGCAAACUGUGUAUGUGCUGCGAUAUCGGCCACAGCAAGCGUUCUUGCACAGAUGUCAGCAUGUGACCAGCAGGCUCCAGAGAUAGGGACUAUGAGAGCCGCUGAGAAAAAGCUCACCGGGUGAGUUUUAAAGGAUGAUUUGGAAGAGAUUUGCAGUGCGCAUGCAAACUGUGCCAACAGUAUCGCAGUGGCACUGUAUUUUCAAUAGAAAAUGCGCUA